Prorocentrum cordatum is the source of this 1416-nucleotide messenger RNA. The record is from the annotation of a GenBank genome assembly. NCBI's taxonomy places the organism in Eukaryota, Dinophyceae, Prorocentrales, Prorocentraceae.
AUGCUGGGGCAGUACCUCGCAGACGUCGCCCGCAGGCGCGGGGUGCAGAUGCUGGCCGCCCUGCAGUGGAGCGACCCGCGGCUCGGCCGCGACGGGUCUGUUCGGCUGCCGGCGGCGCGGCAGUCGUUCCGCAGGUGGAUGGCGCUGACGCCGCUGCUGACGCGACUGCCGUCUGCGGGGGAACUCGCGGCCGCCCUGGCGCGCGAGCUCGUCGGCCAGGGGCAGUUGGGGGCGGCGGCAGGCGCGGCGCGGUCGAGGGGCUUCUGCAUGCGGCUAGGCAUGUGGCCCCGCGUGCUGGCGAGGCACGCCGUGCCACCGCGGGCGGGCAGGAGCCCGGCGCUUCGCUGCCGGGCGUUGGCGCCGCACCCGCGGGAGGGCCACGCGGCGGGGUUCGACGCGAGGCUCGUGCUCGACCCGUCGCGGUCGCGCGACCAGUGGCUGGCGGGCGUGCCGAGGCGGCUGUCGGCAGAGAAGGGCCCCGACGCGAGCCUGUUCGCCGCCUCGGGCGGAAGGCUGAGCGAGCAGAUCAGCCGGCUGCCGCCCGUCAUGCUGAAGCGCGCGCUCAGGGGCCACAACGCGCUCCCCAAGGUGCUCCUUUGGAGCCGCGGUGCCCCGCCGUUCCAGGCAACGGGAGGCAACGUCGGCCCCUCGCCCCGCCCCCUUCGGCGCGCCGCCGACGUCUGGCGGGCCCUGGCGCGUUACCAGGGCACCGUGUUCGGGGCGUCGGGCGAGGGCGCGGGGUGGCAGCUGGCGUCCCCGACGCUCGCGAUGCGCGGCCUCGAGGACGAGUUCCAGUGCGCACAUGAGUGCUUCGCCUCGCCCUUCAACUGCCACUUCGGGAGCUUUUGCUCCCUCUUCCCCGACACCGACUGGUGGUUCGGCUCCUGCGGCAACUUCUUCUCCCCAGACCUCCGAUGCCUGGUGCGGGCCUCCCGGGUCUUCGCCCCCACGGAGGGGUCCUUCGAGGCCGGCCCGCCUUAUGAGGUGGGCGUGCUGGACGCCAUGGCGGCGAAGGUGCUCGGCGCCCUCGCCGAGGCGGAGGGCGCCGGCAGGCGCCUCAGCUGGGCGUUCGUCCUGCCAGACUGGCAUUCCGGCGGCAUCGACGCGCUGCGGCGGAGCCCGCUGGCGCGCGCCGAGGUGGUGCUGGGCACCGGGGAGCACACCUACAAGGAACGGCCUGCAGCACCAGUGCGAGGACAGGCACGCCCUCGUCGAGUGCGAGACGCCGACCCUGCUGCUCUGGGUGCAGACGGCCGCUGCGUUCGAGGCCUGGCCGCCCACAGCGCCCGCGGUCGCCCGCGUCGGCGACGCUUGGCGCGUGGCGCGGGACCGGCGGAUUUGGACCGUCAGGUGCGACGCCGAGCGCAGGCGCGAAAACAGAUCCGCGCCCUCUCCACGGGUGGGCGUCGCGAAUGA